Molecule: messenger RNA, 2891 nt
Organism: Cercocebus atys (sooty mangabey)
Lineage: Eukaryota; Metazoa; Chordata; Mammalia; Primates; Cercopithecidae
Gene: RGS20
Product: regulator of G-protein signaling 20
Exons: 6
Coding region: 1388-2050 (220 amino acids)
Source: RefSeq, a predicted model, not a curated record
CCGCGCCUCACCACCCCGGCACUUUAUUCGCUGCUUCCCGCCUCCACCUUCAUUUUUUUUGGCAACCACCGCUCUUGUUUUUCACAGACAGAUUAAAUUGUUUUUUGUUUGGCAUGAGGGGGUGUUUGGAUUGGCCGAGCUACAUUCCGGUUUGUAACUACACUAAACGUCAGUGCACCAAGAAACUAAGAGCGUCUCAAAGAUGAGAGCCUGAACGAGGCAGGUGACCUUAAAAAGCCACUGAGUUCAAUCCCUUUAUAAAUGAACUCAGAAAAUAAAGAGCCUUUCCCAGUAUUAGCCAUUAAGUUCGUGGCAAGGUUGAGUGUAGAACCGUGGGUUUCUGACUUCUAAACUAAUGCUUCCCUCCACUUUCCAAGGGGAAAAAAAAAUCCUCAUCGCUUAGGUCUCCUAAGCAACAAGUGGAAGGUGGAAAGGCCGGUGUUCCCGAGAAUAAGAAGGACACAUGGAUUUUGGAAAGGGGGUCCGUAGAGGGUUCACUUGUAGUAGCAGCCCUAACAUGGAAUCCCGGUGUUCCCUGCUCCACGUAACAUAACCACAGCCGCAAUGGCCAGUCCCUUUCUCCAACCAGCCUGUGAAGGGUCUGGGGCCCUUCAGCCACCUUCAGCCAGUAUCUGGACCUUCCGUAGGCAACAAUCCCAAUAGAAUCUAGUAGCCAAGGCGAACUCUGUGCCUCUGGCAGGCAGAACCCUGGGCACUUAGGGAGAUGCGAAAGGGCAGGGGGAACAAGGGAAGAUCAGAGAAGGGAGGGGAAGAGUAACAGUUACAAAAGUGAACUAAGAUUUUCAUCCAAAUUCUGAAGAACCAGGAGAUGUGAACACAGACCCUUCUGCAUAGCGCAUGUCACAUUCAGCGCACAUAAGAGUCCCCUGGGAAUGUUACCAUGCAGAUGCCGAUGCAGUAGCCUGGGUGGGGCUCAAGAGUAUUUCUAACAAGCUCCUAGGUGUUGGCGAAGCUGCUGGCCCACGGACCACACUUCAAGUAGCACGGAGUUAGGAAAAACAGGAGUGGGAGGGGAAAGAAUCUAACUCCCUUCCCGCCUGCACAGCUCCCAGACUCGCCUGCCGCCCCGAAGCUGCUCGGCCUCCUUUAUAGCCCGCUUUCCAGUCUCACAAGGUUCUUCUCUCACCUUCUCCGGCGACCCCCUCCCGAAGCUCCCCGGAGGCGCCCGAACUUCUCCCCCCUGCUUCCCGCCCUGCCGGCCGCCCGGCUCUCGCGGGGGCACGAGGAGCUGCCAGGCCGCCUCUCGCUCCUGCUCGGGGCGGCGCUGGCACUGCCCGGCCGACCCUCGGGGGGUCGUCCGCUGAGGCCCGCCCGUCCGGUCGGCAAGCCCAGGGAAGAAGACGCCACCGCUGGGCAGAGCUCGCCCAUGCCGCCGAUGGGAUCAGAGCGGAUGGAGAUGCGGAAGCGGCAGAUGCCCCUCGCCCAGGACGCACCAGGCGCCGCCCCAGGCCAGCCCGGAGCGGGGAGUCGCGGGUCCAACGCAUGCUGCUUCUGCUGGUGCUGCUGUUGUAGCUGCUCAUGUCUCACUGUUAGAAACCAGGAAGAUCAGAGGCCCACAAUAGCUUCCCACGAACUCAGAGCAGACCUUCCAACCUGGGAAGAAAGCCCUGCUCCUACUCUGGAAGAAGUCAACGCCUGGGCUCAGUCAUUCGACAAAUUAAUGGUCACUCCAGCAGGAAGGAAUGCAUUCCGUGAAUUUCUCCGAACAGAAUUCAGUGAAGAAAAUAUGCUCUUCUGGAUGGCCUGUGAGGAACUGAAAAAGGAAGCUAAUAAAAACAUUAUUGAAGAGAAAGCAAGGAUAAUCUAUGAAGACUACAUUUCUAUACUUUCUCCUAAGGAGGUGAGCUUAGACUCCCGGGUGAGAGAAGUCAUCAACAGAAACAUGGUGGAGCCAUCCCAACACAUAUUCGAUGAUGCUCAACUUCAGAUUUACACCCUGAUGCACAGAGACUCAUAUCCUCGAUUCAUGAACUCUGCUGUCUAUAAGGACUUGCUUCAGUCCUUAUCGGAGAAAUCCAUUGAAGCAUAGGAUUUUUCAAAUAUAUUUAUUAUUAAUAAAAUAAUAAAAGAACUCAUGGGCUUCAUCUAGCACAGGGAAUUUAGAGGUUGUAGCAUCUUCUGCUGGGGUAAUACUCAGGCUCUUCUAAUAACAGAUGAUUCCUUCAACAGACUGCUAUAUAUUCACAAUGUAAAUUGCAGCCACCUUUAGUGAUACUUUUGGGAAAAAAAAAGGGAUAUGGCUGUUGUAGAAAGAUAGCGUAUUUGCAUUUACAGUAACAGUAGCAUGUUGUCAGUGGCGAAGGCUACACAGAAGGCUCCUUGCUGCCCGGAGCUGGUACAUCCGCCAGAGCAAAGGGAACCACUUUUGUUUUGCAUGAAUUUGGUAAUUGAUUACUCUCUCCCCAAAGAAAAGACAUUCAGGUGUUUCUCAACGACCUCUUCCAUCCAUCAAGCUCGGUUUGAAUACUUCACUUACCAGUGCCAUUACAGGACCCAAAUUCACAGUUCAUAAAGAUGUGACCACUACAUGUAAAAACAGCAUUCCACUUGAUCUUACAGUAUGUAUGUAUGUAUGGAGAUACAUAUGUGUGUGUGGAUCUCUACAUGGUUAAUGUAAAGCACUGUGCUCUGAAGUGGAUCAGUCUCAAGUGUCUGGUAACAGAAGCAGUGCUUAGAAAAUUCUUUUGUUGAAAACAGUUACUGUUAUUUUAUUAUCAGAAUUUGCCAACCUAAAGAAUGAAUUUUAAAAUUCAUAACUUGGUCAUGUUCACAACAAAACUGUCAAAUAAGCAUAUUUCCAUUUUUAUUACUGAAAGAAACAUGGGCAUUUUCAUUCUUUAAAGAAAUAAAGCACAAGAAUUUUACCUCAA